AUGAUAGUUUUACAUGUUCCUUAUUUAAAAAGAAAAUUUUCACAUUAUCGGAAUCCUUGGAUAAUUAUUAUUAUUAUUAUUAUUAUUAUUAUUAUUAUUAUUAUUAUUAUUAUUAUUAUUAUUAUUAUUAUUAUUAUUAUUAUUAUUAUUAUUAUUAUUAUUAUUAUUAUUAUUAUUAUUAUUAUUACAAUAUUUUUCACAUAUAGAGGGGACAUUUUCCUGUAUCUUGUAAAUCUUGAAAGUUCUACACCCAGUAAAAGACAAGAAGAGAUAUCAUAUGUUUUCAAAAUAAGGUACAUUACGAAAUUCUGUGUAUCUACAUUUUUGAGUAUUAUAUUCUUAAUAUGUAGAAUAAGUAUAAUAUAUCAUCAGUGUGCAAUUCUCUGCAUUUGGGAAAUAGCAUGUUAUUUCUCUUUCUUUCCCCUUUUUCCUUUGCUACCUAAAAGGAGUUUCCAUUUCUUCAAAUAUUUUUAG
Arxiozyma heterogenica is the source of this 474-nucleotide messenger RNA. RefSeq lists its product as uncharacterized. The coding region runs from base 1 to 474 and encodes 157 amino acids. The record is from RefSeq and is a predicted model, not a curated record. The transcript has a single exon. Lineage: Eukaryota; Fungi; Ascomycota; Saccharomycetes; Saccharomycetales; Saccharomycetaceae.